AUGGUGAUUGACGAUGAGGACGCCGUCUUCGAGCCGAACGAGACGGCAAACGACGUGGAAGCUACAACGACAAAACCGACAUGGCGGCUAGUGGGACGAUUCUUGACAACCAAAAUUAUAAAGCUGGAGUUUAUGAGUCAAGUGAUAGCCUCGGUAUGGCAGCCAGUGAUGGGGGUACAGGUAGCGGAGAUACAACCGGGUCUUUUCUUAUUUGUGUUCUAUCACGAGAUGGACAUGCAGCUAGUUCUUGAUGGUGGUUCGUGGUCAUUCGAGAACCAUACUCUCGUUUGUAAGCAAGUUGAGGAUGGUGCCAUACCGGUGUCGAUCCCGCUGGACACUAGUGAUAUGUGGGUACAGCUUCAUGAUCUCCCGCUUGGGUUCUCGGAUGCGCUAUGGAAGACGUUUUACUGUAUCAGGGUUUCAAUACCUGUACUGAAACCGCUAAAGCGAGGCAUGAAACUUCUUAAACGGGACAAAAUGACUUGCUGUGUAAAGUUCAAGUAUGAGAGACUGCAUAAUUUCUGCUUCUUCUGUGGAAUGUUGGGACACCCGCAUAGGUACUAUUUGAAAGCACGGAAACCGGUCCAAAGUUUGACUGUCGUAGCUGUCGCGACGUCGGAGGGCCCUUCUACCGGCGGUGUAACAACGGCGGUAACAGGUGGGAAGGGGAGUGAUACUGUGGUGGCGGCUUCGAAGUGGAGAAGGGAGGUCUCGAUUGGCGGUGGUGGAGGGAAUGGCGGUAAUGAUGGUGAUACUCAAAUGGCCGAAGUGUCAAAAAACUUGUCAUUGGCGGGUUCUGGUUCCCGGACCCGCCCAUCAUCAUGA
Ipomoea nil (Japanese morning glory) is the source of this 825-nucleotide messenger RNA. RefSeq lists its product as uncharacterized. NCBI's taxonomy places the organism in Eukaryota, Viridiplantae, Streptophyta, Magnoliopsida, Solanales, Convolvulaceae. The transcript has 3 exons. The coding region runs from base 1 to 825 and encodes 274 amino acids. The record is from RefSeq and is a predicted model, not a curated record.